GGCGAAAAAGUUCCUACUUAUUAAGCUUUUCGAGGGUCUGUAAUGUUUAUGUAUUCAUCAUAUUUACUAUGAUAACCCACAUAGUGCACUAAAAUACGCUGUGGGUCUAUAAUUUCUUUAACAAUGCCUUCUAGCCAUUAUUUAGAUGAUUAAUGGUAAACAUCUAAUCGAUUAUUUAUGUUGAUUUUAUUUCCGAAUUUCCAUUAUUUGAGAACUCGAGGGGAAUCAAAAGGCAAAAAUUCAUCGUAUUUUUAAGACCAGCCACUAUAAUGGACUUUUAUGACAUUAUUUUAUCUAUUAAUGGAUACUAUUUCGGCAUUUAACCAUUUUUUUACUGUAUCUUGACAGUCUAUAUUUUCUCCUAUGUAAAAUUUAGGAGGAUUAAUACUAACUGUUUCUUAUUUUUAUUCUUCUAUAUGAGCACCUUCGGGAUAAAAGUCGGUAUUUAUUUAUACUUAUUAUUAAAUAGAAUCUUCGAAAUUUAUAUUAUUGUUAUUUUAUUUUUGUGAAAGAUUUUAGUCGUUUGAGUCUUAU
Molecule: messenger RNA, 534 nt
Organism: Ichthyophthirius multifiliis
Lineage: Eukaryota; Ciliophora; Oligohymenophorea; Hymenostomatida
Exons: 1
Source: RefSeq, a predicted model, not a curated record